Beta vulgaris subsp. vulgaris (sugar beet) is the source of this 591-nucleotide messenger RNA. RefSeq lists its product as uncharacterized. Lineage: Eukaryota; Viridiplantae; Streptophyta; Magnoliopsida; Caryophyllales; Amaranthaceae. The transcript has a single exon. The record is from RefSeq and is a predicted model, not a curated record. Bases 1 to 591 code for a protein of 196 amino acids.
AUGUCAUCAGAAUCAAGUUACAAUAGCAAUAUUUCUUCUUCUAGUUCUUCGAAUUCUGAUGAUCCAAAUUCUUACACACACAUUCAAAUAACUCGUAACAAUGAGUACAUGCGUCGUUCGGAAAGGCGCAGACAAACGACUCGGUUGAUGGAUCAAAUGAUGGAAAGGUUUGUGAUGGCCAAUCCAGCUGAAUUAUAUGCAAUGGUAACUCAAGUUCCAAGAGCGCCAAGAACUGUAGUGCCAAGGGAUCGUGAUGAGGGGCACCAUCGGUUAUGGAAUGACUACUUUGCCGAGAAUCCUGUUUAUCCCCCACAAAUGUUUCGGCGGAGAUUUCGCAUGCAAAAACAUGUCUUCCUCCGCAUAGAACAAGUCUUGACUUCGAAAAAUUCAUUCUUCCAACAAAGGCCAGAUGCCGCAGGUAAACUUGGUGCAUCAUCAUUAUUAAAAUGCACUGCCGCUAUGAGAUUGUUAGCGUACGGGGGAGCGGCGGAUUCUGUGGACGAUUAUCUAAAAAUUAGUGCAUCUCUUGCUAGAGAUUCACUACGACAUUUUGUAGAAGGGGUGGUCGCCCACUUCGGGGACGAUACUUAA